This is a messenger RNA of Artibeus jamaicensis (Jamaican fruit-eating bat), 2037 nucleotides long. RefSeq names its product peroxidasin like (gene PXDNL). Gene Ontology annotation, molecular function: heme binding; peroxidase activity. The record is from RefSeq and is a predicted model, not a curated record. Gene Ontology annotation, biological process: response to oxidative stress. NCBI's taxonomy places the organism in Eukaryota, Metazoa, Chordata, Mammalia, Chiroptera, Phyllostomidae.
AUGCAGCCAUGGUCCAUCAAGGGAAAGCAGCAAGAAAGAUCGGGAAAGCGCAAGGUUGCCUCACCCCCCUUCUUUGUCGCAUCUGAUCCUUAUCAGUAUGCCCUUCAGUCUGAGAUAGAAAGAGUGGGGGAGAUUUUUGAGCAUACCCAACUGGUUCAGGAACAUAUGAAGCAGGGGCUCACUGUUGAUUUGGUGGGCAGAGAAUUCAAAAGUAAAGAUGAUGUGUCCCCAUGCUGCCUCUCCCUCAUCUCCAAUUUAUCUGAAUGCACAGCCCACAGGCACAUGCCCAACUGCUCUGACAUGUGGUUCUAUUAGAAGAACCGAGCUCAGGAUUGAAUGUACAAUGAUCUGCAGUGCCCCAUAAGGGCAUCUCUGGCUCUGGUCUGCUUUGAGCACAGCCUGAAACUCAUCUAUAAGAGUGGCUUCAACUUGCCUUGUGGGGUUGCCCUCCAUGCAAUGCCCAGUGUGUAUUCCCUCCCCUUGCCCAGGCUGAUCCCCACAGAGUUGGCGGCCACAGCAACUGUCACCCACGACAAUACAUACACCCACAUACCCAUGCAAUAGGGCCAGUUUUUAGACUAUGAUUUGGACCAUACAGUAUGGUUGAACAUAUCUUGCUUUUCUGAUGGGCAACUGUGCAGCUCUUUGUGUACUAUUUGCUUUCCAAAUGUCACUACUCACACCAACCCUCAGAGAACCCAUGUACCAUGUAUGUUUUUUGUAUGCUCCAGCCUUGUGUGUGGUGGUGGAAUGACCUCCUUGAUGAUGAACUCAUAUGCCUGAGAACAGAUUAACCAGCUCAUGUCAUAUAUCAAUGUUUCUAAUGUUUAUGGGAGCUCAGAGCAAGAAUCUCAAGUACUCAGAGAAACGCUCAGAGCCUUGGAGACUCUUUCAGAGAAAUGUUAGAAGCUGUGGGAACACCUGAGGAUAGGCUUACCUUGGGCCUCUUUGGGAAAGUACUUACUAUUUUUUUCUACAGGCCCACCCACCCAGUACACAAGGCACGAGCAGGAAAGCCACAGCCUGUUUCCUGGCCUGGACCACAGGACUCUCAUAGCCAUGCACAUGCUGUGGCUCCAGGAACACUACAGGGUAGCUUCCGGAACCCUCACAGGGAUUGAGACCCUUUACCACAAAGCCAGGAAAAUUGGGUGCUGAGCUGCACGCAUCACCUACAGCCACUGGCUACCCAAAAUACUGGGAAAACCCAGCACACAGAUGCUGACGGAUUAUCAGGGUUGCAACACCAAUGUGAAUGCAGGUUUCAUGAACUCUUUCACUACUGCAGCCUUCAGAUUUGCCCACAGUUAACCAAUCCUUAUUCUUUAUCAAUUGAAUGACAUCUUUGGUGAAAUCCCCAAAGACCACCUUCCACUCCACAAAGUUUUUAUUACACCAUCCAGAAUAAUCAAGGAGGGGGAGCUAGAUCUACAUCUUUGGGGGCUCUCUGGUACAGCCACUAAGUAGCAGGUACCUUCUCAACUUCUCAGCCUGGACCUGACUGAGCAGCUGUUCUCCACAGUCCAUCUCGUGGCCCUGGAUUUGGCUGCUGCCAACACUCAAAGGGGACAAGACCACAGGAUCCCUCCAUGUGUUGACAUCAGAGUUUUCUGCAAUAUGUCUUCUGUUGAAAAUUUUGAAGAUCUUCAAAAUGAAAUAAAAACUCAGAAAUUAGAGAAAAAAUUGCAGCUGCUAUUCGGGGCUCCAGGCAAUGCUGACUUCUGCCUGGCCCUCAUGGUUGAAGAACUGGUCCCUGGUACAAGAGUGGCUCCAACACUUACGUGCUUGUUUGUGACCCAGUUUCAGUGGCUAAGAGAAGGAAAUAGAUUCUGGCGUGAAAACCCUGGAGUGUUUACCCCAUCACAACAGCUGAAAUUGGCGUCACUGGGCCAUGUGCUUUGUGACAAUGGUGACAACAUUCAGCAAGCCCAGACUGACGUCUUCAUGAAGGCAAAAUGCCUGCAGUAUUAUGUAAAUUGUAGUGAGAUACCAAAAGUUUAUUUGUGAGUGUGGCAAGACUGCUAUAAAGGUCAGUGA